AUGGGGAAGUUACGAGUUUUGUUGAUAAUGGGCGUCAUCUGUGCGUGUACCUGCGGCGGACGAACGGAAUGCGGAAAUCAGGCACAGAUCUCGUUGCUGACAAGCAUUCACGAUGAUCCGUCCUGCAGGAAGCUGUCCGCUAGAGGAGUGCUGCUCUACGAAGCCGCGAAACUACUCGCGGAAAUCCACAACAACAAAACGAGUGGUUACGACAUCGAACUGACUGUUCUGGACACGUGCGGCAGCAUAAUUGGCGCUCUGAAAGCAGCGAUGAAAGCUCUCGUGGCGGCAGACACGAACUGUUUGCAACCACCUUACUACUUAGGUAACCGCCUUGCAACCAUUCCUUGGAGGAAUCACAUCGGCCCCAAUGAGAACUUCCCUGCUUGUUACUCUGUUAGGAAAAAUUUGCGAGGAAAACAUUUCAUACGAUUUUCUGUGCCAGGGGACAUUGAAGAUCGUGGAAGAAUUGAAAUGGAAAUCAUUCUCACUGGUGGUAAACGCGGAUGAAGAUGGGGAAGACGACGCUCAAAACAUUGCCAAAAAGUUAACAAUAGCAGCCAUUCAGAAAGGUCUUUGCGUGUUGAUUGACGAUGGCGAUCAAGACGAUUUAACGUCGCACAUCGUGCAUAUUGGAGCGCCGGAAGACGGAUUCUUCAGCAAAUCGGUGAACGCGACUGUUCUAGUUGUCAGUGAAGGACGCCUCGAGGAACACCUGAAGCACAUCAAUUCAACCAACACUAUACUACUUCUCGAAGACUCCAGAAACGAGUUCCCAGGAUUAGAAGCGAGGGUGGAGAAAUCGAAAUGGUGGACGAGCAAGGAUAAUGACAAAUACGACGCAGAGGAACUGAGGGAAGUCAGGUGGCUCGAGGACGCGAUAAAGGCGUACGCGAAAGCCAAGAAGAAGAAGUGCAAGAGCCAAGUGAAUUCCGUCGACUGGAACAAUGUCCUGUCGAACGUGGUCGCGGAUCACGCGAAGGAAUCUCAAUCGAACACCGCGUCUCUCGAGUUGUUGAUGAAAGCGAAGGCCUCGGAUCUGCAGACUAUAGGCACGAUCGCCGUCGGCAAGAACAAGGUGAGAUUGCAUUGGGGCGACGACGACAACGGGAAAGAGGAUGACAACGAAAAGGACGACGACGACGACGACGACGACAGUGACGACGAGGAUAAGAUGCCGAAAACGUUCAAAAAGCUGAUCAGUAAGGAAAAAGGAACGAAGACUGGCUGCGCUACCACGCCUAAGGAGAUCAAGAUGUUGCACGAGGAUGACGACGAGGCUGCUCAGGUCCUCGUUUCCGAGAUGGAUAACACAGAGUGGUGGACCAUGGUUGGUACAGUGAGCGGUGUCGGCGUUGCCAUGUUCGUCGUCGGGAUUCUAGCAGUUUACGUGGUCUACACAAAUAUUCGUGGUCCAGUGGCGCCGAAGAACGCCCGCAUCGAGAGAGACACCAGUCUGAGAAGAGUUGGCAGCGACAGGGAACCACCUGUUCGUGCCCAACGACAUCCACGCACGUUGCAGAGGAGAGACAGCAACAGAAGCAUCAGAAGCACCAUCUCGGAGAAAAGCGUCUGA
Molecule: messenger RNA, 1576 nt
Organism: Heterotrigona itama
Lineage: Eukaryota; Metazoa; Arthropoda; Insecta; Hymenoptera; Apidae
Source: the annotation of a GenBank genome assembly